AUGGCUGUUCCUUCUUUGGCAUAUGCACUACAAAAUAAUUUGGAUUUUGUUGCGCUUUCGAAUUUGGAUGCUUCGGUUUACCAGGUCUUCAGUCAACUGAAAAUUCUGUUUACUGCCAUUUUUAUGGUAUAUUUUUUAAUUUUUUAA
This is a messenger RNA of Meloidogyne enterolobii, 147 nucleotides long. Lineage: Eukaryota; Metazoa; Nematoda; Chromadorea; Rhabditida; Meloidogynidae. The record is from the annotation of a GenBank genome assembly.